Molecule: messenger RNA, 1518 nt
Organism: Leptidea sinapis
Lineage: Eukaryota; Metazoa; Arthropoda; Insecta; Lepidoptera; Pieridae
Exons: 3
Coding region: 32-400 (122 amino acids)
Source: RefSeq, a predicted model, not a curated record
AGUACUGUUUGGUCUUGUUCCGCUGUGCAUAAUGAACAACAAAAUUUGGUUACUAUUCGCGUGUGCGGCUGCAAUUACGUCAUUUGUCGAAUGCGGCGGUCACGGGGGUGGACACAAGAAAGUCAUAAUCCAUGUUCCACUGUACGUGAAGCAUCAUCACCACAAGCAUACAAUCGUGAAGCAUGUUCACCACAAGAGUGGGGGCGGUGGUGAUGACCACUACGAAGUGCUUGGCUAUACCUACGGCGAGCCCAAGCCAGCCCCGCAUUUUGGAGGAGGUCACGGAUGGAGUGCAGCUGAAGAGAGCCAGGAUCACGACAGCCCAGUGAGCUUCGACGGUGGUAAUCAUGGGAGCUACUCCAUUGACUCAGGAGAUGACUAUAGCCAACAUGGGUACUGACUGAGUAACAUUAUCUGACCUCAGCCACCACUGAUAUAUUGUAAAUGCUCCAUUCACUUGGCAAUUAAGAAGGAAAUGAUUUAUUCGGAGAAAGAUUAAGAAGAAUCAUUAAAACGGUUGUGUUGUAAACGCACCAAGAGUUCCUUAGCCAAUCAAUAUUAUAAAAUCUGUCUAUCUCUUCCUUAGCCAAUCAAUAUUAUUAACAAAAGGAAAUAUUGAAGUUUUUAAGCACAAAUCUUUGUUCAAACAAUUGUUAUAUUGAUUCAUAAUAACAGUAACCACAAGGUUUUUUGUAAUUCUUCGAGUGCGGUAGUUUAGUGAAACCGAAUACCGAUUCGUUCAAUCGAGUCCUUCAAAUUCAAAGAAACUUAAUUCAAAUAGGCUUAAGCGCAUUUGAAACCUCAUUAUAAAUAUUUUAUUUAAAUUACGGAAUCUACCAUAUGUUCGGAAAAAGAAGAGCUCAUGGGAAGAACAUAAAAGAAACUCAACGACCGCUCUUUCAAAUCAAUGAGUACGAGUACUCGUAUUUUACAGUAUUUGUUAAGCUUUACAAAUUAGUUCGUAGUAUCUAAUACUUAAAUCUUGUUCAAUAAUUAAACAUUCCUUAUUCCUAAAAUUAUACUUAUCCAUCUAGAAAAGAAAUAAUUCCUCUAAGUUCUGACUGCGCAGUGAAUUCCUAGGGCGUAAUUUAAGAUCGUAACUUAAUACAAGGUAGAAAGUACGCUAUCUGAUGACAUAUUUGUUAGAUAAAUUAAUAUAUAAAAUAUAACUUUUUCUAAUAACUUUCGAUACAAAUCAUGAUUUAGUGCGCUGUAAAUCAUAUGAUAUCUUCAUCAAGCUUAUUUCAAUCGUCUAUGCCGCGCAGUAUUAUCAAGUGUAAAUAUAUAGGUUCGUUUGAUUUAAUGAUUCGAAAAUUUUAUUUGAUAGAAAUGCAUUUAAUAAUUUCAAUUGCUAGGUACAGUGAAAGUUAAUUAUAAUUUUGCAAAUGGAAGAAGUAUUAUUAAUUAUAAACAUAAAGUAUUUUAUAUAUAUUGUUGUUUAUAAACGCUAUAUUAUGUAGAAAUUAAGUAAAUUGUUGUAUAGUUUUAAGUGUUUUUAGUAAAUUGUUGUUUUGUUAA